AUGGGUGCACUCAGUGUCCAUUCUACUAAGAAGGAAUUGGACUUUCUUCAACUGAGGCAGCAACUCAAACAAUGCAUCAGAAACAAUCAUGCCAAGGAGGUGGUGUAUGUUUGUGACGGCUCGAUUGAUAAGAAGAACAAGUUGCCUUGUGACAACUUCGGAUCCUUCUUUGGCCCCUCGCAGCAUUCCAUUGCACAAAGACUGAUCGAAGAAAGCAAAUCUUUAAUGCCGGAGUUAAAGGUUUUGGCAUCCAGGGUUCUUAAAAAUUCCCAAGACAAGGGUAAAAAGAGCCUCAAGAUUCCUGCCUCGGCCACAACAAAAUCUCGUUCGACGGAUUUGAAACUCAAGUGUAAAAGCAUCAAAGAGUCCCGGGAUUACUCGUUUUUGUUCUCAGACAAUGCCGAAGUUGCGAAAGCUUCAAAAGAAGAGCCUGCACUUGGUAAAGAUUCUGCCUCAGAGCCGAGUGAAGAAAGAGAUUUGAAGACUGUAAGAAAGCAAAAUCUGGAAGAGAAAGAGAGACUAGUUCAUGGGAAGAGACAUCAGAUGCCAAAGAAGCAUUCUUGUGUGAUGAAGGCGAAAGAGAGACGUCGUAAGCGCUUCAGGGAGAAGGAGGAGGAGGAUGAUGAUUUUGUGAUGGUGUCCACCUUUGAUGACAUUCUAAGAGAAGAGAGGAGAAGUGGAAAAAUUGCCAGAAAGGAGGAUGAAAAAGAGCGGCUACUGAUUCUGCAAGAAGAGAAGCAAGCUAGGUUGAGAAAAGCAAAGAAGCUGAGAGCAUCCAAAAUCUGA
Molecule: messenger RNA, 786 nt
Organism: Prunus mume (Japanese apricot)
Lineage: Eukaryota; Viridiplantae; Streptophyta; Magnoliopsida; Rosales; Rosaceae
Biological process (GO): transcription by RNA polymerase I; nucleosome assembly
Cellular component (GO): nucleolus
Molecular function (GO): histone binding; DNA binding
Source: RefSeq, a predicted model, not a curated record